Molecule: messenger RNA, 1667 nt
Organism: Temnothorax curvispinosus
Lineage: Eukaryota; Metazoa; Arthropoda; Insecta; Hymenoptera; Formicidae
Exons: 4
Coding region: 389-970 (193 amino acids)
Source: RefSeq, a predicted model, not a curated record
AGUAACGGGCGUUUAACGCGAAUGAUCAUUGUAACUCAGAGUGGAUUAAUUAAAGUUGUCAUUUAUUGAAAAAUGUUGAUAAUCAAUCCCGCCUCCUCCGUGGAUAAACGAUCUCCUUGUGUCCCGCCGUAAAAGGAGGGCACAACAAAUGGUGGCAGCGUGAGGGAUCCAUUGGCAGGACGGGAACGGCAGCUGAAACAGAAAAAUAAGUGAAUCAGUGAGGCAGUGCAACAUCCUCAACGGAGACACAGGCAGCCAGAUUCAAAAACAGCGGACAACACUGUAGCGGCCGACGAGGGACAAGCGAGCAGCGUAACCCGAGAAGGCGCCGACCUACCUCAACGGAGGCUCACCGAUAGAUAAGGCGGCACGAGCACCGACCAGCAACAUGCGACUAGCGACCGUAAUGACGCUGAUCGUCGUCCAGCACUUCACGAAAAAAGCGAAACCUGAGACAGCACCAUCGUACGAGAUACGACAAUUCAGCAGCGAGCCGGGAAUAUACUUUGAGAGAACCGGACAAUUGCAACAGGUAGAAGCUACUUGGAAAUUAGCGAUUAAAAUCGACGUAGCAGCCCUAGGAAACCGAUAUCACCAACUUCAGGAAUUUCUACAGCAAGCCGAAGAAGUAUGCGAAACGAUAAUCGCAAAGGACACGCAGCAGACGUGCAAAAACAUUCUCCAUACGAUAGAGAAAAAUAACAAAAAAUUAACGCAAUUGUUAACGCGAUUACAGACUAUAUAUAAAACAAAUAACAAUAAGCGAGGGUUAAUAGACGCGAUCGGCACGAUCAGCAAAACGCUGUUCGGCACUAUGGAUGCCGACGACGCAAAACACAUACAGGAGCAGCUUGAACUGAUACAAAAUCAGCAACAGACUCUACGGCACACCGCAAAAAGCCAAUUAAAGAUUGUUGCAGAACAAAAAUUUUUAAUGACACGAACCAAUGUGAAAUUAUUAAACUUCUGAGGCAAGUGAUUGAGCAAAAUACUACGAUAUUAUCUAACAUAAAAACUUUGAAAGAACAUCAUACAUUGACAAUGCGAAAUAAUUUUUAUAAAAGACCAAAUGGUUUACUAUUGAAAACGGUAGAAGAAUUUCAAGAAUUAGAAACCGAUAUAGAUCCUCAGCAAGAAUUGGUAUUUAAUAUGCAUUUUUCCAACAAUAUAUAUAUCAUAUAAUGGACCUUAUAAUAGACAUCAUAAUGGAUUAAGCAUUCUAUCCAACAACUAAAGUCAGAAUUAGCAGUUUAUGAGAUUAAGAAAAAUAGUUAUUUUUUAAACGUAGCUAUCCCAUUCUAUUUGUAGUAAAAAGAUGUCACUCUAUUCUAUCAUAGUUAAUGGUUAUCUUAUUGGUAAGCGCCACACAAUUUAAUGCUAUACAAGUAUCUGAGAAUUUAUAUCUUGUAAGAUAGAACGGGGUUAAGCAAUUGAGUACAAAACGAUUUUUUAAAAACAUCAUAAUAUGAUAGUUUAUACAUAAAUUGUAUUGUAAAUAAUUUUUUUUUAAACGUGAAUUUAUUAAUAAUUAAAGCGUUUUAAAACAUGAAUAUUCAAACUAUCCGAUAAUGCCCCGGAAACGCCCGAAGUUAACCGAAGGUGAUGUGACGUCACGACAAGAAGUUUGAGACGGUGUUAUACAGCGAAGUAAAGAGUUUAUACUUUUA